Xenopus tropicalis (tropical clawed frog) is the source of this 805-nucleotide messenger RNA. It is a transcript of the gene ndufv2, whose product is annotated as NADH:ubiquinone oxidoreductase core subunit V2. Gene Ontology annotation, biological process: proton transmembrane transport; mitochondrial electron transport, NADH to ubiquinone. NCBI's taxonomy places the organism in Eukaryota, Metazoa, Chordata, Amphibia, Anura, Pipidae. Gene Ontology annotation, molecular function: oxidoreductase activity; NADH dehydrogenase (ubiquinone) activity. Gene Ontology annotation, cellular component: mitochondrial inner membrane; respiratory chain complex I. The record is from RefSeq and is marked provisional.
CGGGGAGAGGGACAAUGUUCGUGUGUGCGAGGCUCCGGAAUGGUCUCUUGAGCUCGGUCAGACGAUACUUGCACACAACUACUGCAUACAAUGGAGCAGGCGGAGCUUCAUUUGUGCACAGAGAUACACCUGAAAACAAUCCGGACACCCCAUUUGAAUUCACUUCAGAAAAUUACAAGAGAAUUGAGGCUAUAAUUGGCAACUAUCCUGAAGGUCACAAAGCAGGAGCUGUAAUCCCUGUUCUUGACUUGGCACAGAGACAGCAUGGAUGGCUACCUAUAUCUGCUAUGAAUAAGGUUGCUGAAGUUUUAGAGAUGCCUGCCAUGCGUGUGUAUGAGGUGGCUACAUUCUACACUAUGUUCAACAGAAAACCAGUGGGGAAAUAUCACGUCCAGAUUUGUACGACAACACCUUGCAUGCUUUGCAACUCUGAUUCAAUAUUGGAAGCUAUUGAAAAGAAGCUAGGAAUACAUGUUGGAGAGACAACAUCUGAUAAAUUAUUUACACUGACGGAAGUUGAAUGUCUCGGUGCCUGUGUAAAUGCUCCAAUGGUGCAAAUAAACGAUAACUAUUAUGAGGAUCUAACACCAAAAGAUAUUGAAAAUAUUAUUGACGAGUUGAAAGCUGGCAAAGUGCCGACUCCAGGCCCAAGAAAUGGACGAUUUUCUUGUGAACCAGCAGGAGGCCUAACAUCUUUGACAGGGCCACCGAAAGGGCCUGGGUUUGGUGUGCGUGCAGACCUCUAAAGUGGCACUUUAGAUACUUACACAUGUCAAAAUAUCUCAAAUAAAAAAUUUAAAAUCAA